This is a messenger RNA of Somion occarium, 3985 nucleotides long. The record is from the annotation of a GenBank genome assembly. NCBI's taxonomy places the organism in Eukaryota, Fungi, Basidiomycota, Agaricomycetes, Polyporales, Cerrenaceae.
GGUUUGAACCGUGUAUUCUGCUUUCAUCUGCUGGCACGUCUCUCUCCACAUUCUUGACUUUCAAUCCGUGUACGAAUACAGUCUGUACGUUACUUUACUGCCUCUCGUCUUGUCUAGAGGAGCAUUGGACUUUAUCCUGUGAACACACGAACCCAAGCGAUCUCAUUUACCGGAUCCCGACAUUCCUCCUUCUCACCAUACGUGUAUGUCUCUCCCAUCUCACUAACUUCUCUCAGCUCCCAUCCCAUGACCUAUAUACGUCUUUUAGUCUCCUAACGACGCCACUUGACUUCAGGCUUAUACGAAUCCCGAAUGCUCCUUGGCAGUUACCCAUCCUCUGGUCCUGCACUCCAAGCUCACGAAUCCACGUACCAAACUAGAAGCUCAUCCAUCUCCAGCUCGCUAUCUGGGAUCUCUACCCUUAACUUACAAAUACAGUAUGCCUGCGUCGACUUCCGAAACAUUCAUAGACGAACCUAUCCGAGUGCACGUUCAACCCUCUCAGCCGUCUUACUUUGCCGGUGAACCUUUCAGUGUACAUAUCACAAUCACCAACACACGCACACCCGAAUCUCUUCCUCCUCGCUCCGCAUCUCACACAAGUACCUCCUUCCACGUCCAAGGCCAACAUAAACGCGGCGCACAUAGUAUCAGUAGUGUCCCGCUGGCGAGACCACCUACUUCACCUGGUAUUCGGACGGCAUUACCCUAUACUGCUGUGUUUUCUGGGAAGCAGGAGAAGAAUGGGAGUGGGAAUGUUAGAAGGGGCUUGAUUGGUAUUGGGAGUGCUGGGAAUGGGGAUGCGAGGACCAAGGCGUCCAAGAGUUUGGAUGAUGUCCGAAUAGAAGGAUCGACAUCUCAGGGUCCUAGAAGGCCUCCAAUCACCAAAUCCUUGUCGGUGUCAAUAACUCCAGAUGAGUUAUCUAGUCAACUACAAGUACAGGAAGACGUGAAAGGCAAGUCCCCUCUUCGACCUUUGCGUGCUCAAGACGGAUCGUACAGUACACCAACUUCUCCACGGAUAUCUUCCCCUCUUGCACGUUCCGCCUCUGUGCCUCUAAACCAUCCCCAUGCCCGAAAGCAAUCCCUCCUGGACGGUCAACUACAAUUACAAGACCUUCGUCCGCCACCUACUCUCUCUCCCUUCAACCCAGCACCUACACCCAGUGCAUCCACUUCCACUUUUUCACUGUCUCUUGAUCCAAUAGCAGAAAGCAAUGGAAGCCUUUUCCCACCCAAAACGCCCUCUUUCCCGAGUCCAAUACCUGAGACUUCAGCAGCAGACUUUAGGACACAACUCCCUAAAAUACCACAAGUUCCUAGUGUCACGAUCACGGGUGCGACACCUAAGAAAGGGGAAGCUGGACAUUCAUAUCCUCCACGGCCUCCAAACCAUCAUGGUCCCCCACGUAGACCUGCACACCUCGGGUUAGGGCACGGUCCCCCACCCAACGCUUCAGCUCAGAACGGCCCCAAAACGUCCUUCUCCUCAACCUUCCGCCCGGCAAACACAGAGCUCAUCUUGUACUCUUACGCCCAACUGGUUGGUACGUUGAGUAUAACCCCACUUCCCGGCUCAUCUCCGACACCCGAGCAAACAAGAACUUUACAUGCAGUUCGUACGAACUUGCUCAAGAAACAAGCCAUUGGUGGUGGAAGUAUGGAUUUGACUAGUGCAGGCGGCCUUUCACCUCCCGGUACAACUCGACCUUCUGCUGUACGGAGAGUCUCACAUGGACGUUCAGCUUCCCUUUCCACGGGGAUAUUGUCCUUACUGUCUCCUUCAAGUUCAGCACCUGCUGUCAGCUCGAGCUCACAAGGAUGGACACCUGGACAUCGGGCCCGGACACCGAGCAUGUUUGCAGGGUUUUUCUCUUCCUCCUCGUCCAGUUCUGUUGAUAUCAUUGGAGAUGGAGGGACGGGACUUGGAUUGGGUUUGUCGGUUGAUGAGGAGUUAAUCGAUCCUGACGUCCCACUUCCGACGUUUGAAGUCCAACCUUCAAUGUUAGCUGUGGAUUUGAGUUUGGGGCCUGGGGAGUCACGUAGCUAUGAAUAUACGAUCAACCUGCCUGAGAAUCUCCCGCCAACUUUCCGCGGACGGGCACUGAAGUUCUCGUACCAAUUCAUCCUCGGGAUCUGUCGAGCAGCUUCGUCUCCUUCUUCUUCUACUCCUUCCUCCGCGAGUGGGAAUAGCAGAAGUCGGGUGAUGAAAGUACCUAUACGCGUGUAUAACCACGUCAUGGUUGGGAGACCGCCAUCACCAUAUGAUAUGUUAUGGCCAGUCGAGUCUCGCAAACAGAGACAUUUACAGCCUUUGGCUAAAGUGAUUGAACACAAUCCUGCGAACUCACAACGGCCACCAACGAUGUCAUCUCCAAAUGGUAAACCUCCAGAAUCGAAUACUACGGGAACGUCAUACCAAGACCUCCAAGCCUACGCACGUACCCUCUUGGCAUCCGCAACUCCCUCCAGUCCGCCUAUCGCCGCAUCCGACACAAUGGGACCGGUGGACCAAAACAUAGGACCGUCGAGUUCCAGUACGCGAUACUCGAUAGCCCCUGUGUCAUUAUCAGCCACGAAAGAAGCUCGGACCCGAGACUCGGAUCUCGAUGUGUUGAGUGCAGCAGGUAUUGUGAGGCUAGGCGAGGGUGAGACGAGAGAUGAGGAGAGCGUGUCUGGAUGUCGAGAGGCUGUGGAGAUCUUGACGAGGAAUCCCAAGAAACGUGCGUGUUUAAGUUUAAACUGGGGAUUUGAGCCCCUAAACGGUGAACACGAUCGAGUCGUUUCCCUGCUUAGUAUGAUUCGAUCGACGCUAGCUGUCCAUUUGACUUUACUGCUUCUGGUUCCGAUUACUGACAUACUGGGUUUUUGUACUCUCUUUCUAGUGUCGUAUGACGUCAACAAAGAUGGUGUGAAGGUUGCUGUGUUGACUUUUACGAAGAGCGCGUAUAGGCUUGGAGAGCCGGUGUUCGGUGUUGUUGAGCUCAACGAGAGGACGAGCCGUGCUAGAGUACUCAAGUUGUCAGCGUUGCUUGAGGCACACGAGUCAUUACCAGGAUGCAUCUCGCCUUCCAACAACUCACGACAUCUUCGAAGAGUACAUGCAGAACAACAUUCGUCCUUUAUGGCUUCUAUGCUACGAACAACGUUUUCCCUUGACAUACCUCCGGACGGAAGUCCCGCUUUCCAAGUAGACGUCCAAGGUUCAAGCAACUUUCCCGCUUCAAGAACAUCUCCAGGCGGGCUUGAAUGGAAGGUCAGGCUGUGUCUAUUAGUAUCAGUGGGUUCUCCAACGUCACGUACGGAUGCAAACGGUGUUCGGCUGAAGAAUCUGGUUCGGGACGGACCGAGAGGUGAAUGGGGCUCGUCAUGGAAGGCCUCAGAUAGUAUUGCGCCGAUGGAACGACCAGACACCCGGGUACACGCUAAUGGAAACGAAGAGCUGCUGCCGACGUCGCCAAGCACAGCGAAAUCAUGGAUGUCCUUCUUUACGACUAGUUUGUUGGGAGUGUCUGAGAUUGGGUAUCAUGACGGGGACGAGGACAUUGACGAUGAAGGUGCGACAGAGGAUGGAGAAAAGGACGCAGAUGAGAUUGGAAGUGAGGAAGAAUGGAGGGAGCUGAAGGUGGAAAUGGUCGAGUGCGAGGUGCCGAUCAAGGUGUGGCCAGGGAACACGGCGUUCAAGGCGACAGAGGUAGUGUUUGAUGUAUGAGAUGGACUGCUAUGGAUGGAUUCUCUUCUUUCAUUUCAGUUCACGGCGGUAUUAGGAGGAAAGGCACAGAUAGAAUUGACUUUUAGCUCGGAUGAUGGUUUCUCAGGUCUGAUUCGCAUGAGUGAAAAAUGAAAGGCGAGGCAGGACCGAGAGCAGCAGAGACGGAGGAAAGUGAAUGGGUGAGAGCGGGAGCAGGUCGUGUGCUGGGCAGGCGGUGCUAGCCGAUCCUUGUGACCUUGGAAGCACACAGGGGAUAGUCCCGAGCCAUGGCUG